AUGUCUGCCUUGACAGAUUCAGAAGAUGAAGCUGAACAGCGACCAUCUUUUGGCACUCCAACAGCGAUGGUUGCACCCUUUACCUAUAACCCUGGCGAGAUGAUGAAAGCAGUAGGGAAGCGGCCAUAUUCAUCCAUUUCUGCUGCGGGAGAUGCCAACGCAAAAGGCGGGACCAUGCUGGCCCACAAUCCUGCUGAAUUUGUCAGACGCAGGGGAGAAGACCCAGUUGAAAUGUCUGAGAAAGCUCGUAAAAUGAUGGUCAAGAUGGGGCACAAAGAGGGAACUGGUCUGGGCAAGCAUGGCCAGGGCAGGACACAGAUUGUUGAAGCGUCCACGCAGCGAGGACGGCGUGGUCUGGGCAUGACUGUGGCAGGGUUAGAACCUUCUAAUGUCGAGUGGGACUUCAGCAAAGAAGAGAUUAUUAUAGAUGAGGUUAUCGAAUGGCUGCCUCCAUACACUGGUUCUGUUCCAUCAUUGGAAGAAAUGGAGACAUGGAAAGUUGUUGGUCCGAAAAAAAGGGAAAUUGACGAUGAAGUUCACUUUUGCUCAAAAGAAAGUCUAGAUAUGGUAUUAAAUGGCAAAAGUGUGUUUGAUAUGUUGGAGAGUGAGGAGAUGAGGAGGGCCAGAACUCGCUCCAACCCGUAUGAGACAAUCAGAGGUGCAUUUUUCCUAAACAGGGCAGCAAUGAAGAUGGCGAACAUGGACGCCAUUUUGGAUUUCAUGUUCACCAACCCAAAACACCCUACUGGGGAGCCGCAGGUUGGUCCCGAUGAGCUGCUCUAUUUUGCUGAUGUCUGUGCGGGCCCCGGUGGAUUCAGUGAGUAUGUUUUGUGGAGGAAGAAAGGCGAGUCCAAGGGAUUUGGUCUGACUCUGAAGGGAUCCAACGACUUCAAGCUUGAGGAUUUCUUUGCAGGACCUCCAGAGAUGUUUGAACCUCAUUAUGGUGUUAACGGUCUCCAUGGUGAUGGAGACAUCUUCAAUCCCAAAAAUCAGGAAGCAUUUGCCAAGUUUGUUCUGGAAAACACAGAUAACUUGGGUGUCCAUUUUGUCAUGGCUGAUGGUGGCUUCUCAGUGGAAGGGCAGGAGAACAUCCAGGAGAUCCUGUCCAAGCAGCUCUACCUGUGUCAGUUCCUGGUUGCUGUCUCCAUUCUCAGACCAGGAGGUCACUUUGUGUGCAAGUUGUUUGACAUGUUUACACCGUUCAGCGUCGGCUUGGUCUACUUGAUGAACAUGAUAUUUGACAAGGUGGCCCUCUUCAAGCCGGUCACCAGCCGUCCGGCCAAUUCUGAGAGGUACAUUGUCUGCAAGUACAUGAAGAAUAACAAAGAGGCAGUGCAGAAGUACAUGCAGUCCAUCAACGUAGAUCUGUGUCGCUACAUGUCCACUGUGUCCCAGCAGGACCUGCUUCACAUCGUGCCUCUGAAGAUGAUGCUUGAUGAUGAGCCAUUCUUCACCUACAUGGUCAACUCCAACGAACAGCUGGCAAAAAUCCAGGCAAUCAACUUGAAGAAAAUUGAAAUAUUUACAAAGAACAGCACCUUGCAUGAAUCUCGACAGUCAGAAGUCAGACGGAAAUGCCUGGAAAAGUGGAAGAUACCAGAUGAAGUUCGAACAGCACCAGGAAGACCUGACCCUUCAGCCCUUUUUCGGAAACUGAUCCCAGAAGGCUACCAGGAGGUGUUCCAGCAGAAGGGAGAAGCCCUGACACUCAGCACACUGCACAAGAUCAAGUGUUUGACCAGCUACAGUUGCCUGGUUCGAGGAGAAGGUCCAAAAUUUUAUCUUCUGGGCUGCGGGAGAACCAAUGUGUUUAAAUGGGACGGUGGGUCAAAUGUCAAAUGGCAAAGGUUGGAUGGAAACAAGAUUGAGCUACCUAACAGGACUUUGUUAGAAGUGCAAGCCGUGUUUGAGCUCCGAGGCGAGGGCAAAGGUCAACACAGACAGACAGCCAUCCACGUGAUUGAUGCCUACUUUUUGUGUGGGGAGGAUGUCAGGUCAUUGUCAUUUGAGAAAAGGCAACAGAAGCUACACAAGUUUGUCAAAGCUCUGAGGAAACCAACAAGGACAGACCUGACCCAGCUCCAUUGUCCAGAGAUCUUUCCCUUGGAGAAGGUUGACCAGAUCUUUGACAGGCUGGACAUGCGCUUGGUCAAGAACUCCACAAACAAACCUCGGCUGUGUUACACCACGGACUCCAGAAACUUCUUUCACCCGACCGGCAUGGUCAUCAUCCAGACAGUCAAAGAGCCCUGGAUCCGAGGUCACAGUAAAUCUACGGGAUUGGAUUAUUGGUAUAACAUUCACACCCGCCGAUCGCUGUAUGAGUGCCCAGCAGAAUCCAUCGCCACAGUUAG
Molecule: messenger RNA, 2354 nt
Organism: Candidula unifasciata
Lineage: Eukaryota; Metazoa; Mollusca; Gastropoda; Stylommatophora; Geomitridae
Source: the annotation of a GenBank genome assembly